AUGUCUGACGCCGAUACACUCCACAAUGCCGCUUCCUCCGCUGCGCCAGUAGAACAGAAAAACGAUUCUGCAGACCUCUUCGGAGGAAUGAAGAAGAAGAAGAAAGACAAGAAGAAGCUCGACCUCGACCUCGACCUUGACCUCGACGAGGAAGACAACCAGGAGGACACCGCCGAUGCCGAGCAGUCCAACGCAGCAGCCGCGGAGGACGAUGAGCUCAACUUUGGCGAGUUGAAGAAGAAGAAGAAAUCCAAGAAGAAGGUCGCACUCGACCUAGACGCCUUCGAAAAGGAAAUCGGCGAGGCCGAUGAUCAAGCAGACGAUGGAGCAGAGCCCACCAACGAUGCAUACGCCGACGUGGAUGACGAGGAACUCGGCGAGAAUCCUUUUGCUCAAGACGAAGUAGACGACAUCGACGCAGCGCCAAAAGAUGACUCGAUUGAAGCAUGGCAGGGCACAGACCGCGAUUACACAUACCAGGAGCUCCUCGGCCGCGUCUUCAAGACGCUUCGUGCACAGAACCCCGCCCUCUCCGGCGACAAGAAGAAGUUCACCAUGGUCCCGCCUCAGGUCGCCCGAGAUGGUUCCAAAAAGACCGUAUUUGCCAACGUCGUCGACAUUUGCAAGCGUAUGCACCGUCAGCCAGAGCACGUCAUCCAGUUCCUCUUCGCUGAGUUGGGUACCAUUGGUUCCGUCGACGGCUCCCAACGUCUCGUCAUCCGUGGUCGUUUCCAGCCCAAGCAGAUCGAAAACGUUCUUCGAAGAUACAUCACCGAGUACGUCAUUUGCAAGACUUGCAAGCGUCCAGAGACCAAACUCACAAAGGAGAACCGUAUUUUCUUUGUCACCUGCGAAAAAUGUGGUUCUCAGCGUUCCGUCAGUGCUAUCAAGAGCGGUUUCCAGGCUCAAACUGGCAAGCGUUCAAAGACUAGGGCUGCUGCAGGUGCGUAA
Molecule: messenger RNA, 951 nt
Organism: Mycosarcoma maydis (corn smut)
Lineage: Eukaryota; Fungi; Basidiomycota; Ustilaginomycetes; Ustilaginales
Product: putative translation initiation factor eIF2 beta subunit (isoform A)
Exons: 2
Coding region: 1-951 (316 amino acids)
Biological process (GO): formation of cytoplasmic translation initiation complex; formation of translation preinitiation complex; translational initiation
Cellular component (GO): eukaryotic translation initiation factor 2 complex
Molecular function (GO): translation initiation factor binding; translation initiation factor activity; mRNA binding
Source: RefSeq, a predicted model, not a curated record